GGUGCUGCCCCUGAGGCCUUGCCAGGGACCCGGGGCAUUCCAGAUCCCACGGUUUUAGGAAUGUUUUAUGGCAGCUGAGCUGCUCCAGCAUACAACUUAGUGGUGCUAAACGAUCAUCAUCAGUUCUCUGAAAAUCACAGAAAAAUGAAGUGUGUGAAUGUGUCAGAAUGACACAAAACAGCUUGGUUUGUUCAGCUUGGAAAGGAGGAGGCUGAGGGGAGACCUCAGGGUGGUCUUCAGCAUCCUCAUCAGGGGCAGUGGAGAGACAGGUUUGGACAAAACCCGUUCUCUGGAACAGAGUGGUAUUGUUGGGUCAUUUCAGGGCCAGGAGCUGGACUGGAUGAUCCUUGUGGGUCCCUCCUAGCUCAGGAUAUUCCUUGAUAACUCACCAGGGCAUCUCUCAUGCAGUUAAGUCCAAGGAGGGAUUUUCCCUCUCUCAUCCUCAGUAUUCUGUAAAGAAGAGAGCAGAGAACACAAGGGCCACGCUGCUGUUUCUGACCUCCUGGAGUCAAAUUCCACUGGUCUCUGCCUUUCUGGGUUCCCACAUACACUGCCAACACUACAAACCAGCAUUUAGACAGCCUAUGCAUUUGCAUUUUGUCAUUAGACUCAGCAGAGGAGGACAAGGCUUCACCAACCUGCUGCCUCAGAACGUGCCAGGCUGAAGUGAUUACAGACCCUUUACUUUCAUUACCAGCAAGGCUUGAAGGUGCUGGAAGGGAUGAGGGGUAUAAUUUACUCCAUCUGUAAGACUGUUCUUCCAUUGCAGGCACUCAGAGAUUUACACUCUCUGCAGGCCUGCCUGUCUGCCUGUGUGCUCAGUUUAUUUAGGGAAGGCUGGCGGGGAAGCCAAGAGGAGCCGAAACCCCGCUCUCACAUUUCCCUGGGCUGUGAUGGCACUUAUUCCCGGAGAAGGAAGUUUGGGAGUGACUCAGAGGCACUCAGACAGCAGAGUGAGUGCUCAGCUCCCCAUCACUGCUGCUCUCACUGCUCCACCACGGGCUGGAACUCGCUCAGCGCGUGGCUCAUCCCCGGAAGGAUGGAAUCAUCUCUCCCGGGACUGUGCUGGAACUCAAAUCCCUCCCGUGCUCAGCACACAGUAAAUAAGGACUGGGAGGCUGCCAGGAUUCCUGCACCGAGGUUAAUGAAUAAACAACCGCCUGCAGGACUCACUCGCCUCCUAUUUUUAACAUCUGUAUCUUUGAUUGCAUCUUCGAGAGACCUCUCCAUAAAUAACCAUUCCAAGAGAUAAAAGCAUUGGAUGCUUCCUUUGACAGAGCAGAGAUUAUCAGCAUUUAGACAGAAAAUCUGCUGGUGGGCAAGCAGGCUCUUGCUUUUUAUAGAAAAUGUUGCCUUUAUUGUGGCAAACAGAAUGCUGAAAGAGAAGAAAAUGCAAAUAUAGCAAGGGACAUUCUGGAAAUGGGAGCUCAGUCAUGCCUUGUUUUCCCCAUUUCUUGCUGGUGGGAGAUGCUCUCACACAUUUCCAGGAAAACAAUGAAGGAAGCUCAGGAAAGUGGGCAACGUUGGAAAUUAGGAGACCUGCCAGCAUGCCAAGGUCUCUGCUGAAAAUGGGAUUUAAUUGCUUGGUUAUGGAUGCAAUUUUGGGAAUAUUAGCUGAAGUGAAUAAAAUAAACAGUUUUACAAACACAACCCCCUGGAUUUCCGAGAGUGCCUUGGGUGGUUUGGAAUGUCCAUCAUGACAGACAAGAAGGAGAAAUCCUUCUGCAAUUUGUGGGAAUCCCUGCCAUCCAAGAGGGCUCCGAGCACCUUGGAGUCAUUUGUCACUUGUGAAAAUCUAGGUCAUUUAUUCCCCUCCUCCUGCUCUGCUUUUUUUCAUGCUAAAUAUAGAAUGUAUUUUCUGGCUUCAGACUGAAUAAAGUUGUUAAUUACACUCUUUCCUAAAAACCUGCAAUUGAAAUUCACUUGGGGAGUCUCUGAAAGCUGGGGAAGGCUAUUCUUCUUUAUAAUAUUCUUUUGACAUAUCUUAGAGGAAAAAGGAAGAAAGCCCAUUUGCUUUUAAUUUCUCAGUUUUGAGGAUAAUAUUUAACAGAAGUAAAUCCCUUUAAGGGCUCAGCUAUGCUCUUUGAAGCUAGAGGGGAAAAUCCCAUUGAGUUUCAGUGCAGGAGAACCAGCCAGAUGCUUUGGAAAAUUAUGUUAAACAAUCUGCAGUGUGUUAAGUGAUGCAAGAAAAUUAAUUUGUGCCAUCAUGAACUGCCAAUAGGUGAAAAAGAUGGGAAUCCUGAGUAGAAUAGGUAGGGUAUAAAAAUAACCAGGUUCUUUCAGGGUGUACUUCAUCAAUCAUCUCCUGGUAAAGGAUCUGGAGCAAUUCCAUCCUCAGUUUCUGGUGCUGUAAAAGCCCAAAGGUGUUGGUGUAACACACCUGCCUGCCAGGAACGUCAGGAGGUGUAACAGAUGGAUUGACAUGCUGAGCAGAUGAAAAGGGCUGCCUGAGUGGGAUCAAAUUUGUUAUUAAUAAUGGAGCUAUUAAAAGAAAGGGGUGUCUAAUAACAGAGUUAAUUCCUUGUUCCAGUGCUUUUGUCCUCAGAGCCCGGCAGGGCAAACACUGCCUCCCUGAGCCACAAAGCUUCUCUGGUUCAACUCUGAGCAGACCUGGCUCUGCCCAAGUGUUAAAGAACUUCUUUGAACAUACAAAUCCUGUUCCCAGCUUCCUCAAGCCUUGGAGGAUCUCAUCUCCAGUGUCCCUGAUGGUGGCCAGAGGCGCUGGGUAUUUGUUGCUCUAUGCCCAAGGGAACAGCAGCUUCCAGGCUGGGGGUUGUUGAGGGAAGAACUCAUUUAUUUUCAUCAGGGCCUCCAAACUCAGGGAUACAACCUGCCCCAGCCAUCCUCUGCUGAUGGAGAGGGACAGACACCUCUACAAAGCAGUGCAGCCUUGGACACCUGUCUGGGAGGGAGGAGAUGAACACGAGGGGAACCAACACUGGCUUUAUCAGACACCUCUUUUCUGAGUGUCUGCAGGUGAGUGGGAUGAUCCCAGGCCUUGGUCACUUGGUCCCUCAGGAUGCAGAGGACUGAGAACUACAAAAGACAGACAUGUCUUUAAGCUCCAAGGUGCCAGCAGUGCAGAGAGAGAGACAGCAGCCUCAGUGGGCUCACUCCUGCAGCCUCAGUGGGGUCACUCCUGCAGCCUCAGUGGGGUCACUCCUGAGGCCUCAGUGGGGUCACUCCUGCAGCCUCAGUGGGGUCACUCCUGCAGCCUCAGUGGGGUCACUCCUGAGGCCUCAGUGGGGUCACUCCUGCAGCCUCAGUGGGCUCACUCCUGCAGCCUCAGUGGGGUCACUCCUGCAGCCUCAGUGGGGUCACUCCUGCAGCCUCAGUGGGGUCACUCCUGCAGCCUCAGUGGGGUCACUCCUGAGGCCUCAGUGGGCUCACUCCUGCAGCCUCAGUGGGGUCACUCCUGAGGCCUCAGUGGGGUCACUCCUGCGGCCUCAGUGGGGUCACUCCUGCAGCCUCAGUGGGGUCACUCCUGCAGCCUCAGUGGGGUCACUCCUGCGGCCUCAGUGGGGUCACUCCUGCGGCCUCAGUGGGGUCACUCCUGCAGCCUCAGUGGGGUCACUCCUGAGGCCUCAGUGGGGUCAAUCCUGCAGUACCCCUCUGCAAAGGGCUCAGAUGGACUCAGGGGCUCAGCUCAGAUCUGGGGGGGAAGUUAGACCAGAAGUUUGGGCAAGGACACAGCCAGCUCACAGAGCACAGCCCCAUUAAAUCAGGCUGCAAAGGGUUCUGCAGCAUAUGGGGGGCUUCAAGAGGCACCUGGUUCUUGUCCAAACCAUCUCCCCAUGCAAAGGAAAGGCCUGAAGCUCACAGGUAGCCAAGGCACUGGUGCUGUGCCUGUGCUGGUGAGGUGGGACACGAGUCUCAGGACUGGUGGCAGCAGCAGUAACGUCAGCUCCUCCAGGUAACGCUGCAUUACUUUUUAACUCUGGCAGCCCUAAGCUCUAAGCUGACUUUCCAUCCAUCCUGCAGCCCAUUCCCCUGCCUUCCACAUGCCCCGUACAGACGAGGCCCAGCAUUAAUGAGCCAUUGCAUACAGAUGAGCUGGCAGCCAGUCUGCGCUGCCACAGCCACACAUAAAAGCCAAGGAGGGCCUUGGGCUCUCUCCCUUUGAUGCAGGAGCUGCUGGACCCAAGUUCUGUGGAAGUUCCCUGGUCUGGGGACACAGGCAGCUCCUCUCCCAUCUCCCUUCUGCAGGCACCUGCACUGGGUAAGACACAAGGAGAAAUGUAAGAGUGCAGCUCUGGGAAUUCACCUCUCUGGCAGAAGUCCUGUGGGCCCACCCCAGCACUGAGCCCUGUCAGCAGUGGGGAUGUUCAGCUACCUCCGGGAACGCUUCACCAGCCACCUCCGGGAGCGCAGCCGGCGCCGGGCCAGGCUCGUCUCCAAGGAUGGGAGAUGCAACAUCGAAUUUGGCAACGUGGAACAAUCCAGGUUUGUCUUCCUGAUUGACAUAUGGACAACCAUCCUGGACCUCAGGUGGAGGUACAAGAUGACCAUCUUCAUCUCAGCUUUCCUGGGAAGCUGGUUCCUGUUUGGGCUGCUCUGGUACGUCGUGGCCUACAUCCACAAAGACCUGCCUGAGUUCAACCCCUCCAUCAACCACACCCCCUGCGUGGAGAACAUCAACGGCCUCACCUCAGCCUUCCUCUUCUCCCUGGAAACCCAGGUGACCAUUGGGUAUGGCUUCAGGUGUGUCACAGAGCAGUGUGCCACUGCCAUCUUCCUGCUCAUCUUCCAGUCCAUCCUGGGUGUCAUCAUUAACUCCUUCAUGUGUGGGGCCAUCCUGGCCAAGAUCUCCAGGUCCAAGAACCGGGCCAAGACCAUCACAUUCAGCAAGAACGCUGUCAUCAGCAAGCGUGGAGGGAAGCUGUGCCUCCUGAUCCGCGUGGCCAACCUCCGCAAGAGCCUGCUGAUCGGGAGCCACAUCUAUGGGAAGCUGUUGAAGACCACCAUCACCCCCGAGGGGGAGACCAUCAUCCUCGACCAGGUCAACAUUGAAUUCGUAGUGGAUGCUGGUAAUGAGAAUCUCUUCUUCAUCUCACCCCUCACCAUUUAUCACAUCAUAGACAAGAACAGCCCCUUCUUCCACAUGGCAGCAGAAACCCUCCUGCAGCAGGACUUUGAGCUGGUGGUGUUUUUGGAUGGCACUGUGGAGGCCACCAGUGCCACCUGCCAGGUGAGGACGUCCUACAUCCCCGAGGAGGUGCUCUGGGGGUACCGCUUCGCUCCCAUCGUGUCCAAGACCAAAGAAGGGAAAUACAGAGUGGACUUCCAGAACUUCAGCAAGACAGUGGCCGUGGAGACUCCCCACUGUGCCUUCUGUCUCUACAAUGAGAAGGAAGCCAAAGCCAAAGAGAAGAAAGGUUAUGACAAUCCUGGCUUUGUCUUGUCUGAAGUCAAUGAAACCAGUGACACAAAAAUGUAGUACCAGGUAUUCAUGAGACUGAGUUUUCAGAGAGAAUUCAGUCUUGAGAGGAUUAAUAAAUAACUCAGUAAAACACAACAGAAACACAGGUUUGGGUUUGCUCUAACCCAACAUUUGUUUUCUCAAAAGCCUCCAAUCAAAGAGGAGCAGCAUACCAGUGAUCACUAUUUAACUACACUAUAUAUAUUUCAUAGAAUUUAUAUUUUUAUAUUUAUAGGACAUUUAAUGAAGCUGCUAUGUUGGAAUGUCCAACUCACCGAAGUUUUCAGGGCCAUGCAAAGGUGUUAAAAAGCCUGAAAAGAUGGAAAGAAAUUUUAGGAUGUUAAAGAUACACAGCUGCUGGAAGGACAACAUGAAAAGGCGAGACAGAAGGCAAAGCUAAAGAAACCCAAGGGACUUAGGAGCCAAGACCUCAAACAAAUUUCUGGUUGCCAAAGUCCUCUAUGAAAACAGACUCUGGCUCUGGAACUUGAGCACCUUUGAAUGCUCUGAAACAAUUCCUUCCCUCUUUCUUUGGGGCUAGUACAGUUGCAGGACAGAGCAGUAGGGGAUGGGACUAGAUUAGGAAAUAGAGAAGACAGAGCUUGGGCCAAGCUGCUGCAUCUCCAACUCCAAAAUGUGACUUCUCCUCUCUGAAAGCCUUUGAUUCCUUUCAGGAAAAAAAAGCCCAAUGGAAAUGAAAACUGAAAAACCAAGGAGAAGCAGAAACUCACUCUGGGACAAAAGAAAUUUUGCAGUUUAUUCCCAACUGUCCCAGCCUUCAGCUGCUCCUCACUGCUCCAAGAGCUGUCUGGAUGGGGAAUAGGGAAACAUCUGAAGACAACUCUCCAGAAAGCUGGGGAGAUGCAGAACACUUGAUUCCUUCACACCUGGCAGAAAGCACUCCACUGGGAGAAGAGAGGAAAUUCCCAGCUCUGGAUGUAUCCUUCAAAAAAAUCACCAAUGCAAACAGAGAUUAUCUUCCCCUUUAAAGCACAAAGGUGUUGUUCGAACAAAAACACAGUCCAGGAGCCUUCUAUCAACAUUUGGCUUCAGAUUUGGUUCCAAACUGUUCAUCUCCCCACAGCCAAACAUGCAUCCCUACAGGAAAAAAGUCCUGCUUGGUGAGAGCUGAGUAGUGCUGAACAUUUUCUGUGGCUGAAUUUUUACAUAAAUGCAACAAGAAAAUUCAAUUCUUUUUAGUGAAUUUCUACUUCCUCACAGUCAGGUUUCUGGUUUUUUUUUCCCCCCCCAAUUCAUUCUGUUACUGAGAGUUCUAUUGGCAGGCCAAAGAGUUUUUGGGAACUCUUCCCAGGGAUGUAACUCAGCUCAUCAAUUUUCAAUGCUGUGGUAAAAUGGAAAUAGUGUUAAAAGCUGCUGAACUAAGUGGUUUUAAAAGAAGGGGAGAAUUCAGCAAUUCAGAUGACGACAAGAGAAAGUUGUGCUGCAAAUGAACACAAUGUGAGUAUGGAAGUCAAACUCUGGGAACCAAGACUGCUCAGGUCCCGGUCCCAGUGUACUGGGAGCUCCUUUCUUGGGUCAGAACAAAUCACUUUACUCUGUAUCUCCAAUUUGCCAUCUGUAACAUGGGACAUAAACACUGACAUUGUACAGAGAGCAAAGUUAUGAACAAUUAUGUCACUAAAGCACUUUAAAAGACAAUUCUCAGCUGUGUCAAUCUUUCCUCAGUGCACCCUUCUCCACCUCUAGAUGGAAGGGUCAGCCAGCACACAAAGUUCUGCUCACAUAACACAUCAGAAGUGGCUGCACCAGAGCCAGACCUGUGACUAGAGAAUGAGGAGUGAGACCUUUGAGGUAACUCACAGAUACUGCCUGAUAUUUUAAUUGUGCUGGAUUGCAACUUUGCAAACAAUAUAAAAAAUACAAUCCAAAUCACCACAGCACCUUAGCUCCCCUCAUAUAAUCAGCUUGGAAGGACAGUUUUGAUCCUCCAAAACAAACAUCAAAGAAUCAGUGGCCAUGUACAGAAACCCAUCUUUCCAGAGCUGCUGCUGCAUUUCCUUCCAAGGCUUUCUGUACAGUUCCCUGCAUGUAAUGUCCCCAAAAAGUGAACCUGUCAGUGCUCAAGGCUUACAAGCUACAUCUUUUACCCUGGGAGAAGAGAUGCAUGUUUAAUAGAAGCAGAAAAAGUGUCCCCACUGGACAAAAAUAGCAAGUCCAAGGGAAAUCCAUUUGAAAGAUCAAGCCCAGCUGUGCAAUGGGGAGUCAGGGAAGAUUCCUACUUUAAUUACUGGUUUGGGAUGUUAGUGCUAGUGGGAAAAAUAAAUCAAAUGCUCUGCAGUGCCUAAGAGGUGGUGCACACCCUCCAAAGCUUAGAGGGUCCCUAAACAAUGCACUUCCAGGUACUGCCCUGGAAAGCCUCCUCAAAAUCCUAAACCUCAAUGUUCUUCCCGACCCAGCAAUGGAACCUUUUGCCCUGUCUCUGCAGCAUGAGCAUGAGGAUGUGUUGUUCCAUUUCUAAAAGUAUGAAGUGCUACCACAGCUCAAAGAGAAGAUAUGUGAUCCCCCUGCAGGGGUGGCUGCCUGAUGUUCCCUCUCCUGACAGUCACACCUGCCUCAGAACCUGCAAUGCAAGGAAGCUGCACCAGGGGAGGGGUGAUGGGUUCUUUUGCAUAUUUUGGUGUUACUGGAAGGGAUCCGGGACCAGAGGAAAUUCGAGGAGAUGGAUCCAAAGCUGACAGGGCCAUGGCUGAGCUAUCAGGCUCCCUUAGAGCAGGAUCAUACUGGGAAUCCCGGAGUGAGCCUCCCGCUGGUUGUCACCCCAGGAAGCCCUGGCAGUCCCGCAGCAGAGGGAGAUAGAGCCGAGGCAGAGCCCAGCAGCAGCACAACAACGAGUGGAAUUUCCUCUGGCUGUCCAGGGAGAGCUGCUUGUCACCCGGCAGAUAAAGGCCCGGCCGGGAAGGAGGUUAUCGGGGACAGGCCACUCGGGACACACUCCAGAGGAAAGCUAUUUUGGGGGCUGUCACCCCUGCUGCCAUUAAAAGAAAGUUCAGUUAAGAGGAUGAAAAUAAAUUUAAUCUUACUGAGCAGAAGUGGCUGGAGGGAACCACAGUGCCGAUACUGGAAGACAAAGGCCGGGCUCUUUACCCUGCCAGGGCCUUGCUUCUCCAGCUCUGCUCAAGCCUUGUGGGGUGCCUGUCCCCCCUUUAGGCCUUGCCACAGCCUGGGACACACCGUGGAGCCCACAGCCUGGCCCAUUCCCUGCAAAGGUCUGAGGAGAAAGUCCUGCCCCUUCAGGAGAGUAAAUCAGAACAUUCCUACUGGAUUAAGGCCUAAAGGAUUUCGCUGGGAAAGCCAAGCAGCCAGGCUUGGGAAUAAUGUGUCUGCACUAAACAUAAUUUAUCUUCUCGUUUCACAAACAACAUGUUUCUUCUACUGUAUUUAUUUUAAACAUUCGUUCAAGCUGUGCAUAAUAUUUCAAUCAUUUUGAAAUAGAUUUACCCUCCUGCUGGCAAAUGAAUAAGACAUCCUGCUGACUGCUGGAGAAAGGGCCAUGAAUUAAAAUAACUGCGUUUGGUAAACUGA
This is a messenger RNA of Cyanistes caeruleus (blue tit), 8962 nucleotides long. Lineage: Eukaryota; Metazoa; Chordata; Aves; Passeriformes; Paridae. The record is from RefSeq and is a predicted model, not a curated record.